Hyaloscypha bicolor E is the source of this 1665-nucleotide messenger RNA. RefSeq names its product eukaryotic translation initiation factor 3 subunit E. The transcript has 2 exons. Gene Ontology annotation, molecular function: translation initiation factor activity. The record is from RefSeq and is a predicted model, not a curated record. NCBI's taxonomy places the organism in Eukaryota, Fungi, Ascomycota, Leotiomycetes, Helotiales, Hyaloscyphaceae. Gene Ontology annotation, biological process: translational initiation. Gene Ontology annotation, cellular component: nucleus; cytoplasm; eukaryotic translation initiation factor 3 complex. Bases 25 to 1335 code for a protein of 436 amino acids.
CACCACCACCACACACUCGCAAUCAUGGCGGGAGUCACGAAAAACCCCGAAGAUGUGGCCAAAGAAAACGAUCUUCUUCCCAAACUCAUCCAACACCUCGACCGCCAUUUAAUCUUCCCUCUCCUCCAGUUCGUCGCUGAUCAAGAGGAGGAGCCUGCGCCAGAGACUACGAAGGCGAAAUAUGAGUUGUUGAAGAAGACAAAUAUGACAGACUAUGUGGCAACGUUGUAUUGUGAUCUGGAGGGCGUGAGCGAGCCGCCGAAGGAGUUUGCGACCAAGAGGCAGGAAGUCCUGGAUAAAUUGGAGAUAUACGCACAAGAGAGCGAGAAGAUCACGGAUUUGCUGGGCAGAGAGGACGUUGUUACGAGUUUGAGAAGUGACAAAGUUGCAAAUUUGGAGUUCUUGAAGAAGGAGCAUGACGUUACCAUCGAGAUGGUCAAUGUGUUGUAUGACUUUGGCAACUUCCAGUACAGCUGCGGAAACUACCAAGCAGCAGCCGAACUCCUCUACCAAUUCCGAGUUCUCUCAACCGACAACGACAAGGUCUCUGCUGCAACAUGGGGAAAGCUGGCUUCGGAAAUCCUGACCACGAACUGGGAGUCCGCUAUGGAGGAGGUACAAAAGGUGAAGGAAUCGAUUGAUACCAAGCUCUUCAACAACUCCCUGGCACAACUCACCCACCGCACCUGGCUCAUCCACUGGGCACUCUUCCCCUUCUUCAACUAUGAGCCUGCACGGGACACAAUCUGCGAGCUCUUCUUCUCCGCCCCCUUCAUCAACACUAUCCAAACCGCCUGCCCGUGGAUCCUCCGCUACCUGACCGCAGCCGUCAUCACCAACCGUAGCCGCACCCGGAACACUGGCCAAUACCAAAAGCAGCUCAAAGACGUGAUCCGCAUCGUCAAGCAAGAAAACUACGAAUACCACGAUCCAGUCACCGACUUCAUCAAAGCCCUCUACAUCGACUUUGACUUUGAGGAGGCGCAGAAAAAACUCUCCGAAGCUGAGGAAGUCCUCCGCUCAGAUUUCUUUCUCGUCGCUGCUUCUGAUUCGUUUGUUGAGGCUGCAAGACAUCUGAUUUCAGAGAGCUACUGCAAGAUUCAUCAGCGGAUCGACAUCAAGGACUUGAGCGCGAGAUUAGGCCUGAAUCAGGAUGAUGGCGAGAAGUGGAUUGUUAAUCUGAUUCGGGAUACAAGGGUUGAUGCCAAGAUCGACUAUAAGGAGGGGACUGUCGUUAUGAAUCACCCGCCUAGCAGCGUCUACCAGCAAGUUAUCGAGCGGACGAAAGGUGGAUUCUUCAGGACGCAGGUGCUUAGUGCUGCGGUCGCGAAGUGAGGAGUGGCUUCUAUUUGGUGAGACCCAUACAUAUGAAAAUUGCGAUGAUGGCUACUUGUGGGGAGGCUGAAGAACGAAGAUCUGAAGGGAGGAGUGCAUGGUUGGCGUUCAGGCUGGGCACGAGAGAAGUAAAAUGGGUGGUCUGAUAUAAUGGUUGUUCGCGUGCAUAUUGCUGGCUAGGCAUAUCUAAUCAGCAGAAAGAAAGCCUUAGAUAGUGUUGAUUUAUCAAUGCCCCAGUUUGUUGCUGUAUUGGUGCUCUUUUUUUAUUAUUCAAAGAGAUCAAGUUGAUCUAAUGCCUUGAAAUACUUGCCCUGUGAUUCCUGAACUUCU